Molecule: messenger RNA, 1947 nt
Organism: Mesorhabditis spiculigera
Lineage: Eukaryota; Metazoa; Nematoda; Chromadorea; Rhabditida; Rhabditidae
Source: the annotation of a GenBank genome assembly
AUGCGGCCCCGAAUAUUUGCCUUGCUUAUUGGCAUUGCCGUUGCGCUUCCAAUAGCCGAGAAAAAUGGAAACAAUAAAGCUAUCGAAUUGACGGUCGAUUUAAAUGGUGAUGGGGAAAUGAGCUUAUCGGAAGUCCAAUACGCUGCAUUUGUACAUCACGGACUUGGUGGAACUGUCGUUGAAGACCUGUUUAAGCAGGCAGAUAGAAACCAGAAUAAAUUUCUGGAUGCUGAGGAAUUCAAUUCUAUAAAGCCAUUGGUGUUGGCAAAAGCGGAAAACGCAGCUGCACAUUAUAUGCAGAACGUCGAUACCGACCGUAAUUCGAUGUUAUCUUUAAAGGAAGCACAAGCCUAUAUUUUGAAGGAGUACGGUAUUGGGGCUAGAGAUGUGGAGAGGGUAUGGAAAAUGGUGGAAACGGAUCCGGAGGCUGAAAUGGCUGCUGCGACAUUUUCGAAGUUGCGUCGUCGAAUUCGUGGGAUGAGUAUCCGGCUGGCACGUCAGGUCAUGAAGACGGCGGAUUUGAAUAGUGAUGGCCAUAUCUCUAGGGAAGAAGCGCAAGCUAUCGCUUUUGAACAGGAAGGGAUCGGAGCCGGCGAUGUAAACCAAAUCUUCAUGUCUGUUGAUGAUAAUGGAGAUAACGAGCUGAACGCACCGGAAUUCGCCGAUUUUGAGAGAAUCGUCCGAGCAAGAGCUGUUGGAACCAGCGAGAAAGCUUUAAAGCUAAUGGACGUUGACAACACAGGAACUAUCACCCUAAAUGAAGCCCGACAAAUUGCAUUUGAACAUUAUGGAUUUGGUGAUAAAUUGCUGUCCCAAUUCUUUGCGCAAGCCGACGAAAACGAAGAUGGACAAUUGAAUGCCGUGGAAUUUGCCGGAUUCCGAUCCGUGAUCCGGGCCAGGGCGGUUUUGAACGCGAUCGAGGCUUUAAAGGCAGCCGAUUUGGAUGGUGAUGGUUUUGUGUCCAGAUUGGAAGCUGAGGAGAAAACACAUCGUGAAGAUGACUUAGAACCAUCAGUUACAAAUUCGCUAUUUACAAUUGCUGAUCAGAACAAAUCUGGAAAACUUGACAAAGUUGAGCUUGCCGAUUUCCUUAGACUGGCCAGACUUUCGGCCAUCAAAUUUGCGGCUGAUCAUUUCAAGGAAUUCGACAACAAUCAAGAUGCCCAGGUUACGAUCGAUGAACUAUCUGAUUUGAUUACAGCUAAAUACAGUCUACCCCCAGAAGUUUCCGCAACCAUUUUCCAAAAGGUCGACGUUGAUGGGGAUCAUUCGUUGACACCAGCGGAAAUUGUCGAUUUUAGGCAUGAGGUCCGCGAAUACGUUUCGAAACGACCUGAUUCCUCCAUCCCGGAAGAACAAAAUAUCUUAAUCACAACGACGUCAAGACCAGAAGUCGACAAACAGGAGAGAGUCAGCACUGAUGAAAUCACAUCUACCACCACUACUACAACCACCAAUAAAUCGACAGCAAGCUCGACAACGACGGUUGAACCGGAGAAAAUUCUGAUGGAUGAGACACAAAAUGAAAUUGUUCCCGAAGUUGAACCGGCUGGGGGAUUUAUCGAAGAUAUGGAACCGACGGAACCAUUAGAAAAACCAAUUGAACCUGUUGAAACUACGAGCCCUAUUAUGACUACAACCACGGUUUUGAUCACCACCACCACUACCACGCCAACAACCACUACAGAGCAUCCCAAACCAACAACCACCAGGAAAAGACCGACCGCUGGAAAACCAUCAACAUCAAAAACCUCGAAAGCUCCGAAUUCCGACAGUGGUAGCGAAAUGGAAGAAAUUGUCGAGUACGUUGAUGCUAAUGACGAUGGACCCGCGGAGGAAACGAUUGAAUAUGUGGAAGAAGUGGCAGAUCCAAAGGACACUAAAGGUGUGCAGGUCCAGACUGACGAUUCUGUGAUGGAGGUCGUGAAAGAGGAUGUGGAAGUGAAU